UCAACGGAACCCUUUAAAUAACAUGAAAAAUACUGAAGAGUAUAAAGUUAUAUCAUGUAUUUCAGACACGAUAUUGCGAAACAGAUAUCCUCACACACAACGUCACCGUCUUGGAACGCAUACACGAAGCAGAAAACAUAAAAUACAGUGUCACGCAAUUUUUGAGCGCAUACUCGAAUCGAGCACAAUACAUAACAGACAACGUCACGCAAUAUUUGAGCGCAUACUGGAAUUGAGCAAAAAACAUGAAAGACAACAUCACGCAAUCUUUGAGCGCAUACUCGAAUCGAGCAGAAAACAUAACAUACAACGUCACGCAAUCUUUGAACGCAUACUGGAAGCGAGCAGAAAACAUAACAGACAACAUCACACACUCUUUGAGCGCAUACUUGAAUUGAGCAGAAAACACAACAGACAACGUCACGCAAUCUUUGAACGCAUACUUGAAUGGAGCAGAAAACAUAACAGACAACGUCACGCAAUCUUUGAACGCAUACUCGAAUCGAGCAGAAAACAUGACAGACAACAUCACACAAUCUUUGAGCGCAUACUUGAAUGGAGCAGAAAACAUAACAGACAACGUCACGCAAUCUUUGAACGCAUACUCGAAUCGAGCAGACAACAUGACGGACAAUGUCA
This is a messenger RNA of Owenia fusiformis, 639 nucleotides long. The record is from the annotation of a GenBank genome assembly. Lineage: Eukaryota; Metazoa; Annelida; Polychaeta; Sabellida; Oweniidae.